Molecule: messenger RNA, 2765 nt
Organism: Pelodiscus sinensis (Chinese soft-shelled turtle)
Lineage: Eukaryota; Metazoa; Chordata; Testudines; Trionychidae
Gene: CEBPA
Product: CCAAT enhancer binding protein alpha
Biological process (GO): myeloid cell differentiation; regulation of transcription by RNA polymerase II; DNA-templated transcription
Molecular function (GO): DNA-binding transcription factor activity, RNA polymerase II-specific; RNA polymerase II cis-regulatory region sequence-specific DNA binding
Source: RefSeq, a predicted model, not a curated record
CCAAGCUAUUAGUAAGUGACGGGUAGGAGGGAGGAACUCGGACACGCCGGUGGGAGGGAUCGCUGAGUGCAGGGGAAGAAGUAGCACAAGUUGAUUCGAGUGAGAGGGGAAGUCUGAGCGGCUCGCAGCUUACCCCCCCGAUAGGCACAGCCGCGGGGGCUGUUUGGUGCCAGGACGUCCCGAGGCUCCGAGAGCUUCAUCCAGCCGCCUGGGUCCACUUCGCCCUCUCCGAACCCUGGAUUCCAGGUGCCGUUCACCAUGCCUGGUAGAGUUUAGCUACUCCAUGGAGCAAGCCAACUUCUACGAGGUCGAGCCCCGGCCGCCGAUGAGCAGCAGCAGCCACCUCCAGACGCCCCAGCCCGGCAGCGCCUACAGCUACAGAGAAGCUCCCUCGGCGGCGACACCUGCUGCGGGAGGAGCGGAGCUGAGCGACAUCUGCGAGAACGAGAAUUCCAUCGACAUCAGCGCCUACAUCGACCCGGCCGCCUUCAACGACGAGUUCCUGGCCGACCUCUUCCAGCACAGCAAGCAGCAGGAGAAAGCCAAAGCCGUCCUGGCCGGGGACUUCGACUUCCACAGCAUGCCCGGGGCCGGCGCGGCCGCCUUGGGGCAGGAGCACCAGACGCCGCCGCAGCACCACCACCAGCAGUCGCUCUUCAGCUGCAUGGCCAGCUACACGGACAGCAAGCUGGACCCCCUGUACGAGCGCAUCGCUGUCCCCGGCUUGCGGCCCCUGGUGAUUAAGCAGGAGCCCAGGGAAGAGGCGGAGUGCUGGCAGACGGCUCUGGCUUCCCUGUACCCUCACCUCCCCCAGCAGCAGCACCCGUCCCAUCUCCAGUACCAGAUCGCCCACUGCGCGCAGACCACCAUGCACCUCCAGCCCGGGCACCCCACGCCGCCCCCCACCCCCGUGCCCACCCCCCACCACCCGCACCACCCGAACAGCCUGCCCGCCGCCGGCUCCCUCAAGAUGCUUCCCGGGGAUCAUCGGGGCAAAACGAAAAAGUCCGUGGACAAGAACAGCAGCGAGUACCGGGUGCGCCGGGAGCGCAACAACAUCGCGGUGCGCAAGAGCCGGGACAAGGCCAAGCAGCGCAACGCGGAGACGCAGCAGAAGGUGAUGGAACUCACCAGUGACAAUGACCGGCUGCGCAAGCGGGUGGAGCAGCUCACCAGGGAGCUGGAGACACUCAGGGGCAUCUUCAGACAGCUGCCCGAGAGCUCCUUGGUCAAGGCCAUGGGCAACUGCGCGUGAGACGCCCUGGCCUCGCCUCCCGCGCCUCUCCAAACCCGCCCGGCCUUUUGCCAACUCUCGGGGCCCUAUUCAGAUCCCUGCGGGGGUCGAGAGCAGCGGCUCUCCUGGGGGGAGUUUGGCUUUUAAUUCUGAAUGACAAAUAAAAGAAUCCAGGCAGCUGUAGUAUGACACGGUCCGUGCCUUAGGAACGACACGAAUAAGCUGAAAAGAUUGUGCUUUGCAACGAACCAGAACGCGCCCACGUGGCUACAGGGUAGCGACCCCCCACGCUGUGCCUUACAAGUUGGGUUCCAAAGCUCUGUGGGCUGUUUCCGUCAGCCCGACAGGGGCGUGAGCAGACGGGUAGGGGUCGUGCGCUCUUGGUGGGUUUGGGGCUUAAUUGGUCCUGGCUGGGGAGAGGUGUAUGUCUUCCUCCCUGGGGAGUGAUGGGGGGGGGCGUGGGUGAGACAUUACUUGGGAGACAAUAUACCUGCUGUGUUAGGUGUCAGGGAAAGCCGAGUGCAAGCAAGACUCCGCCCCUGGUGCCUUCAGAUGAGUCUCUUGUUAGGUGAAGGCAAGGUUUGCUGGACCGUGGGGGCAACGCAUAGAUUGCCCCUCCCCCUCAGUGUUAGAGGGGACCCCAAGACUGAAAGGGAACAGCACCUAGCUAAGGAGUCCUUCAUUUUCUCCUUCAACCAAAACGAAGAGCAGCAAUGCCUGUACUGUAUGUCGUGACAUGGCGAAGCACAUACCAAUACAUGCCUAUCGAUGCGGGUAUUCACUACGAACUUUCAAUGUAUUUUGCUUUCUUCGAGGGAUAUUAAGCACCUCACCGAACCUGUCUUCUCUCUCCAAGCUGUGCCUCAUGUAAUGUGAUGCCUUUCUGUGUAUAGUGGCCACAGUUUAUUGUAUUGUAUUGCUUCCAUCUUUGCCAUCACAAUUUCCUUAUCUGGUGGCAGAGAGAUAACCCUUAUGUUGCAGCAUUUUUGGUUAUAGCUUCCUGAGGGGGCAAGCUGCCUCCUAAUAACCCUAAAGUCUGCACCUCCUGGGUGCCUGGGAUUUGAUUACCUUGGAAGGGAGGGCUAGGUCACAUCCACUCUCUGGGUUUUCUUCCCCCUUGGGGGAAAGAAGAUGCUGCUAGUUAACUGCAGCUGUGUAGAUUCUUUGGAUCCUCCCAAGGGAGAAGGAAACAGCAACCAAUUCCCCCUGCUAGCCAGCACUUUUAACCAGCCGGUGCUUUUCUUUAUAAUGUGUGUAUGAAUUUCUCAUAUGAGUAAUUGGAGAAAAGUGCAAGGUGAAGGAAAGUUAAUGUUUGCAAGUGUGAGAUCUGGAAAGCUAUGUUGCUUGCAUGGGUGUGUGUGUGUGCGCGUGUGUGCUUGUAGGUAUGUGUGUGUGUGUAUAGAUAUCUAUAGCGAUAUCUUUCUAAUCAUCUCUAUACACACAUACCAUGGUGAAUUAUGAAUUGAAAAAAAUCCUGCAUAUAAAGUUUGUCAAUUCUGGUUACAUUCAUAAAUAAACAAUAUAUAUUCUA